AUGACUACCAGCAGAGACCGCCGCGUCGCCAAGGAGCUCGCCGACAUCCAGUCCGACAAGGACAACUCGGGCGUCUUUGCCGCUCCCGCCGACGGCGUCUCCCUGCGACACCUCGUAGGCAUGUUCCCCGCGCCGCCCGACACGCCCUACGCCGGCGGUACCUACGAGGUCGAGGUCGAGAUCCCAGACAGCUACCCCUUCAAGCCGCCCAAGAUGCGCUUCAAGACCAAGAUCUGGCACCCCAACGUCUCCUCCCAAACCGGCGCCAUCUGCCUCGACACCCUCACCACCGGCUGGUCCCCCGUCCAGACCAUCAAGACGGCCCUCCUCUCCCUCCGCAUGCUCCUCGAGUUCCCCAACUCCAAGGACCCCCAGGACGCCGAGGUCGCCAAGAUGAUGAACGACCAGCCCGAGCGCUUCGCCCUCGUCGCCCACGAAUGGGCCGUCAAGUACGCCGCCGCCCCGCGCCGCCAGAUUGACACGACCCAGUUUGCCGCCGCCGGCACCGCCACCGCCGCGGCCCCCAAGGACGACCCAGCGAGAUACGACGGCUAUAAUAAGAACAUGGUCGACAAAUUCACCAGCAUGGGCUUCGACGUCGAGGCCGUCGUCGACGCGUUCCGCUUUGUGGGCAUCGAUAAGAACAACGGUCGCUACUACGAGCUCGAGGAGGCGUACAUGGGCGACAUUACCGCCCGACUGCUUGGCGAGCAAUAG
Messenger RNA from Akanthomyces muscarius, 717 nucleotides. RefSeq lists its product as uncharacterized. Lineage: Eukaryota; Fungi; Ascomycota; Sordariomycetes; Hypocreales; Cordycipitaceae. The transcript is spliced from 3 exons. Bases 1 to 717 code for a protein of 238 amino acids. The record is from RefSeq and is a predicted model, not a curated record. Gene Ontology annotation, molecular function: protein binding.